UUUCCCUCCUUUUCUUCCUCAUUUCCUACGUACUUCACAUUCUCUGUUUCUUCCCCCAUUGACGUACUCGUACACCGACCCACCGACCGUGGCCCACAUUAUCCGUUCACCUCCUGCGCACGUUAGCAAGCACCCUCUUUUCCCCUUCCUCUUCCCCGUCCACUCAUCCAUGGCCGCUAACUCCGCCGCCUUGCAACCGGGUCGGGUUCGGAUUCUGAAAGAAGCGUCCAAAUCGGCGGGUCAAAAUGUGGGUCCCGUCGUUUACUGGAUGUUCAGAGACCAAAGGGUUAGAGACAAUUGGGCCUUGAUCCACGCCGUUGAGCAGGCCCACAAGGCCAAUGUCCCCGUGGCUGUGGCGUUCAAUCUGUUUGAUCAGUUUCUUGGCGCCAAAGCCCGCCAGUUAGGGUUUAUGCUGAGGGGUUUGCGACAAUUGCAUCGUGAUCUUGAAGAAACGCAUCAAAUUCCAUUUUUUCUCUUCCGGGGAAAUGCUGAGGACACUAUACCCAAUUUUGUGAGUGAAUGUGGGGCUUCACUUUUAGUAACGGACUUCUCACCCUUACGGGAAGUUCGGAAAUGUAAAGAGGAAAUUUGCAAGAGGGUUAGUGAUUUUGUGACAAUACAUGAAGUUGAUGCACACAAUGUGGUGCCCCUUUGGGCGGCAUCAGAGAAGUUGGAGUAUAGUGCUAGGACUAUAAGGAGUAAGAUAAACAAAAAGCUUCCAGAGUACCUAAUCGAAUUUCCUAUGCUGCAGCCACCAGUUACAAAAUGGGUGGGCACUAGUCGAUUGAUUGACUGGGAUAGCCUCAUUGACGAAGUUUUGAGGAAAGGAGCAGAAGUUCCUGAAAUCGAUUGGUGUGAACCGGGAGAAAAGGCGGCAAUGGAAGUUUUGAUGGGUAGCAAAAAUGGGUUCUUGACGACAAGGUUGAAGGGUUAUUCAUUAGACCGGAAUAACCCUUUGAAACCGAGAGGUCUCUCGGGUCUUUCUCCAUAUUUGCAUUUUGGGCAAAUAUCUGCACAGAGGUGCGCCUUAGAGGCACGUAGCAUCCGGAAACUCUGUCCUGAGGCAGUCGAUGCAUUUGUAGAGGAGCUGAUUGUGCGCCGAGAACUUGCCGAUAACUUCUGCUUCUACCAGCCUCAUUAUGAUUCAUUACAAGGGGCAUGGGAAUGGGCACGUAAAACUUUGAUGGACCAUGCUUUUGAUAAGCGAGAACAUAUUUACACUAAGGAGCAAUUGGAGAAGGCACAAACAGCCGAUCCUCUCUGGAAUGCCUCUCAAUUGGAGAUGGUUUAUUAUGGGAAGAUGCAUGGUUUUAUGCGGAUGUAUUGGGCAAAAAAGAUUCUUGAGUGGACAAGAGGACCUGAAGAAGCCCUUGAAAUAUCCAUAUACCUAAAUAACAAGUAUGAAAUAGAUGGAAGGGAUCCGAAUGGGUAUGUUGGUUGCAUGUGGUCAGUAUGUGGUGUUCACGACCAGGGUUGGAAGGAACGGCCAAUUUUUGGGAAAAUACGUUACAUGAACUAUGCAGGCUGCAAAAGGAAAUUUGAUGUGGAUGGAUACAUUGCCUAUGUAAAGAGGCUUGGUGAAACCAAGAAGAGAAAAGCAGAAAGUCUACUUGGCAGAAAGGCAAAAGAACUCUGCACUUAGUGCUUUGGAUUAUUGAAGUGAAUGUAGUAAUCUGCAGAAUCGUCACGAAGAAAAGCAUAGUUAGAACUUAGAUGACAGUUUAUAAAGAAAGAUAGGUAAUAGAGUUGCAGGCCUUCUCAGUAAAACCUAUAUUCCAAGCUGUCACGGGUUCUGCCCGCCCAAAUUGCAACCAUUUGGUGCCAGGUUUUUUUGCCUCUUAGAAUGCUCUAGGUCUUAUUGUUGCUCAACUAUGUACUGGAAUUCUUGUUUCUUUCCCCCCUCUUUGGCGAAUGUAUUUAUCCAUUACAUGAAAACCGCCUUAUUAUAGAAAAAA
Prunus avium (sweet cherry) is the source of this 1955-nucleotide messenger RNA. RefSeq names its product photolyase 1. Gene Ontology annotation, biological process: photoreactive repair. Gene Ontology annotation, molecular function: deoxyribodipyrimidine photo-lyase activity. Lineage: Eukaryota; Viridiplantae; Streptophyta; Magnoliopsida; Rosales; Rosaceae. The record is from RefSeq and is a predicted model, not a curated record.